UUCUGAGGCAAAAAUCAGUCUUCAACGAUCAGCCCGUUUGUUAUGCUGGGUUACUUUUCUGUAUUAUAAGUAUUAAAGUCUACGGCAUUUAUGGUUGCUCCCGAGCAUAUGUUAUUUAUAAUUAUCGCACCCGCUUACGUUCGCUGCUGAUAACAUUCUGGAAGGAAUUUCGCAAAGUCGCAAAGUCUAGUGCAGAAUAUGAGUCCGAAAAGUCUCGUAAUCGGUGCCGGUGCGGCCGGAUUGGCCGCGGCCGCCAGGUUGUUCGCCAACGGCUUCACAGAUGUGCUGAUCCUGGAAGCCGGCAAUCGGAUUGGAGGACGUGUCUGGACGGUUCCGUUCGGUAAUCAGUUGGUUGAGUUGGGUGCGCAAUGGUGUCACGGUCAGAAAAAUAAUGUACUUUAUGAGUUGGCAAAACCGCAGGAUUUGCUGGAGGAAUCGACGUUUGCGCAGCGGAAUGUGCUGUUGUUUUCGGAUGGCUAUCAAACGUCCAAGGAAGUUACCAGAAGUUUGAUGUCUCUGGCUCAUCGGUUGGUGGAUAGCGAAGAGAUUCGGCAGGCGAAGGGUACGUUGGGAGAAAAUUUUGUGAAGAAAUUCAAGGAAGAGGUACCAAAGAUGGACGGUAGCAUCGAACCGGAUGUAGUCGACGGGUUCAUUGAAUCCUAUCAUAGAUUUUUGAAAGGAAAACUUGCCAUUGAUUCUUGGGGUGAAGCGAGCGGCAAUUGUAGAGUUGGUUAUGAAAAAUGCGAAGGAUCUAGCCGCCUGGCUUGGAAAGGAAAGGGAGCGAAAACCGCGUUGGAACUAAUAAUGAAAUCUGAAGCAUUUGAUGAAAAUAAAAUAUCAAAAAACAAGCGAGUUAAAAAUAUAAACUAUACUCAAAAGCAAAACGGAAAAGUAUCGGUAACCUGCGAAGACAAUAGUAACUAUGAAGCAGAUCACGUCAUUGUAACCGUUCCUUUAGGAGUUCUUAAGGAAAAACAUCAAACUCUGUUUACUCCUACUCUACCAACCACUCACACAAACGCCAUCGAAGGUUUAAAUUCCGGAAACGUUAACAAAGCAUUCUUAGAAUUUGAGACCCCAUUUUGGAGGGAACAUGGCAACGUUUUCCGUCUAGUUUGGCGAGCAGAUGAUCUGCACGAGUUGCGAAGCUCCAAAUUUAGCUGGGCAGAAGGCAUCCUAACAUUCUCCAGCGUAGAUUACUGUCCGAAUGUGCUGGGCGUGCGAUUUGUUGGAAAGGAAGCUCUGCAAGCGGAAUUACUGCCGGACUCGGAAAUUCUCGACGGGUUGAAGAUGUUGCUGAAGAAGUUUUUCGUGGGAAUAGACGUUCCGGAGCCCACACGAUUUAUCAGAUCGAAAUUCUCGACGGAUCCAGACUUUCGAGGAGCAUACUCGAGUCGCUCGAUUAAAACGGAACAGUUGCAAACGGGGGCAACGGAUCUCGCCCAACCCUUGCUCGACUCAGCUGGAAAGCCGGUGGUGCUUUUUGCUGGAGAAGCGACCAGCCCCCAGCAUUGGUCCACUCUUCACGGUGCAAUCGAAACUGGUUGGCGCGAAGCGGAUCGAUUGAUUGAGAUUUAUAAAAAUUAACAAUAAAUUGCAUUUAAAUAGAAGCAACCAAAUUGUGUUGCAAAUGUAUAUGAGCAAACAAUAAAA
This is a messenger RNA of Culex pipiens pallens (northern house mosquito), 1653 nucleotides long. RefSeq names its product spermine oxidase-like. The transcript has 3 exons. The record is from RefSeq and is a predicted model, not a curated record. Gene Ontology annotation, molecular function: polyamine oxidase activity. NCBI's taxonomy places the organism in Eukaryota, Metazoa, Arthropoda, Insecta, Diptera, Culicidae. The coding region runs from base 199 to 1587 and encodes 462 amino acids.